This is a messenger RNA of Plenodomus lingam JN3, 1863 nucleotides long. RefSeq lists its product as uncharacterized. Gene Ontology annotation, molecular function: serine hydrolase activity. The record is from RefSeq and is a predicted model, not a curated record. NCBI's taxonomy places the organism in Eukaryota, Fungi, Ascomycota, Dothideomycetes, Pleosporales, Leptosphaeriaceae.
AUGGUUUCCCUCCCCGCGGACAAUGUCUACCAGCACACCUCACUCCAACAUGCCAUCCGAGGUGUACGCUCCUCCUCGACCCUGCAAUUCCGCGGCCUGAAAUACGCCCAUGUCCCAGCGCGAUACCAAGACUCAACCUCGAAUGACACUCUAACACCCGGCUCAGACGGCAUCGUCGACGCAACCGCAUUCGGCCCAUCAUGUCCCCAGCACCGCGGCGCCCAGGCAUGGGACCUCACGCUCCUGGGAGACGUAGAGCCGCCUCGCUCCAGGGCUCAGGGAAACUGCAUCCAGCCAGAAGAAGAGAAAAUGGAUGAAUUCGAAUGUCUGCAUCUCAACGUCACUGUCCCCGUAGAGCAGAGCUUGCGAGAUGGAAAUGGAGGGCCAAAGAAGAAGGCGCUUCUUCCUGUGUUUGUCUGGGUGCACGGUGGGGGAUUGAGCAUGGGAUCAAACAGCUGGCCACAAUACAACAUUUCCAACUUGGUUGCGCGGAGCCUGGAAAUCGGACAGCCGGUCAUAGGCGUCGCCAUCAACUACCGGCUCAACAUCUUUGGCUUCCUUGCAAGUCGGGAUAUUGGUGCAAAGGGGAACAUGGGGUUCAAGGACCAGGUCCUGGCUUUCCGCUGGAUCAAAAAGCACAUUGCCGGCUUUGGCGGCGAUCCAGACAAGGUGACAGCGGUGGGGGAGUCCGCGGGUGCAAUUUCCCUCUCUACACUGCUGUGUGCUGCUGGUGUCGGCACCCCCGGCCUCUUCGAACGCGUCGUGCUGAUGAGCGGGGAGACGACGCUGCGCAAACCGCGACCUCAGACCUGGCAACAGCAACUCUACGAGGAACAAUCCACGCUUCUGCACCUCGACCCCUCGGACCCCGCAGCCAGAAGGGAAAAGCUACUCGAAAGCGACGCCGAACAACUCGCCCAACAACUCCCACUCGCCCAGCACUUCACCCCCACAAUCGACCGCUCAUGGCUCAAAACAGACAUCACGCUCGAUCUCCUCAGCAACACCCACCGCGCCGAGCACAAACCCUCAUGGUGCAAGGAACACGUCGUCGGCGACUCCGCACACGACGGCACGGUGCUCAAAACCAGAAUCCUAGAUCACCCACACGUACUAGAGCGCCUUCGCGACGCAUGCGCAACCUAUCUCACACCCAGCGAGACAAACGACCUGCUCAGCGCCUACAAGCUCCACGACAGCGGCAGCAAUGCCACCACCACGAAAGAGGAACAAAUAGACCGUCUCCGCGCCCUCGUCUCAGAACUCCGCUUCUACCUCCCCACCCUCGCCGUACAUCGUGGCUGGCAAAACCGCCCAUCCAUGCGUUACCACUUCCACGUCCCCAACCCCUUCCCCGGCCCGUUCAAGGGCCUGGCCUCGCAUGAACUGGACGUCGCAUUUCUGCUGCAGAAUUUCAAUCAGCAGAUGAAUGAGGAGGCGAGGGCGGUUGCACAGGGUAUUGCGGAUUGGUUUAUUGGGUUUGCAAAUGGGUGUGGGUUGGAGGGCGGAGAAAGAAAAGGGUCGGAGGGAGAUGCAAGAGCAGAAGCACGAGGGAAAGCAGCAAGAACAAAAACCCCAUCACCACCAACCCCCCCAAUCCUAAUCUUCUCCCCAACAGGCACACACCACCUCCCCGCCUCCAUCUACGACCAAACCUACCGCGCCAACCGCGGCAAACUGCUCGAAUCCAUCGGCGCACACAAACUCUGGUGUGUAGCGGAGAUAUGGCAGGGCGUGCGCAAGGACGAGCCUGAGGAUCCUGAAGAUCCUGAACAAGGACGACGAGGAAACCAAGAUAGGGAAGGUCGGGGUGACGAUGACGCGGUACAAAAUGUCCAGCGCACGGCGCGCGCACGGUUAUGA